This is a messenger RNA of Closterium sp. NIES-65, 1230 nucleotides long. The record is from the annotation of a GenBank genome assembly. Lineage: Eukaryota; Viridiplantae; Streptophyta; Zygnematophyceae; Desmidiales; Closteriaceae.
AUGGCGGGGUCCGUGGGUUGCGACCGCGCCUUGGAAGCAACCGCGGGGAGCGCUCAGCUUGUUGCGCAGCCAAACCUCGAGCCUGCGCCUCCGUGUUCCCAAGUGCAGGCUCGUCCUGCUGCGUCGGCGCCCGUGCGCCGUCUUGAGCGCGGGUUGUCUCUUCCGCUGCGCGGAGCGGAUCGUUACGCGUCUCCUGAGCAAUCCCGUGCUCCCCUAGUCGUCGCGUUGAAUGCCUUGCCGGCGCGUCAGGAGCGGGGCCGGUCCCCGCAGCGUCGUGGAUAUCGACCCGCGUCCCCUGCGCGUCGCGCCCCCAAGCCGCAUGACUCUCGGCGGCGAUGGGACGAAUAUCAGCGGGAAAUUCAGCAUCGCGACCGCCGCUACCGCUCUCCUGAGAGGUCGCCGGAGAAGCGCUCCCCGCGGGAGCGGUCCCCUCCGCAGCGGACGCCGCGGCCGUCGCCUCCGCGUCGGGGCCGCGGGGCUCAUGCGGGCCGUUGGGAUUCUCGCCGCCGUGAGCAGUCCCCGCCCCGUCCUCAGUCGGCUGGGUCUGGAGGGCGUCGUGAGCGGCAGAAUGGUUAUGCGCGCGGCGGGGGUAGUCGUGGCCAGGGCUCCACUGCUGACCGCGCGGGGAAUAUGGUGGCGGAUGCAGUGCGGGAGGUGGAAGCGUCGGGGGCAGCGGCUCACGUUCACGUGUCUGUGACCACUGAGCUCCCCACCGCACCUGUUGCGGUUGAAGCCGCUCCGCUGCGCGCUCCGACCUUGCGGGAGUAUCUGCCAGCUGCAGCGUCGAGGGGGCUGUUCCGCGGACGCCGCCAAGCCCCAGGUUACCCUGCUCCUCAGAAUACGGUUGGCCAGACUCCGGGCCAGGUGGCGAUGUUUCUGCCGCGCGGAGUUCCGACUGCGCCUCUCCCCAGCCGCGUGGGGAGAGAUCCCACGCUGAGCAUGUACCGGAUGUGGAAUUUGGCGGGGGCGGCUGAGGGGCUGGCGAGCCUGCAGCUGGCGGCGUGUGAGGCCAUGCGUCACACACCGAGCAAUUUUGCUCAAGGGCCCCAAGGACAAUGCGUCGCUUGGGCAGGAGAGAUUGUCCCCCUUUUAUCGCCCGUGUCGGAUGCGCCCGCCGGGCACAGGACCCCUGUUGACACUCUUCGCUUCUCGGCGGAGCUUCUCAACUCGAUGGCGAGGUGUCUUCUCGCGAUGCUUGAGGCGGAGGGGGCUGGCCUGUACACGGAGUAG